This is a messenger RNA of Cuculus canorus (common cuckoo), 1866 nucleotides long. RefSeq names its product meiosis specific nuclear structural 1 (gene MNS1). Lineage: Eukaryota; Metazoa; Chordata; Aves; Cuculiformes; Cuculidae. Gene Ontology annotation, cellular component: motile cilium. The coding region runs from base 24 to 1394 and encodes 456 amino acids. The record is from RefSeq and is a predicted model, not a curated record. Gene Ontology annotation, biological process: cilium organization. The transcript has 9 exons.
GAAGCGGCCGCUGCGGCGUUGCCAUGGCAGCGCGGAGGGCGUCAUGGGGAGCGGGCGGCGGGGGGCGCGGGGCCGGGCUGCGGGCCGCGCUGGAGUGGGAGCGGCGGCUGGAGGAGGCCGUGCUGCGGGAGGAGGAAAGGAAGCUGCGAGAGCUGCAGCGGCAGCAGGAGGAGCAGUGGGCGGCAGAGGUGGCUGAGCAGAAGCGCCAGAGACUGAGAGAGGAGAAGAUGAGGCAGCAAGUGAGGGAGAACAGUCUUGAAAUUCGAGAGUUAGAGAGAAAGUUGAGAUCUGCUUACAUGAAUAAAGAGCGAGCUGCACAGAUCGCUGCGAAAGAAGCUCUGGAGAGUGAGAAAACGAAACAGGAGGCUGAAAUAGCCCAAAAGAUGAAGGAGGAGUACGAAAGGGUAAUGAAGGAAGAAAGUUUUGCAGAACUGAAGCGAAACAAGGAGAAAAUAACAUAUCAUCAAGAACUGGAGAAGCAGCUUGAGGAACAAGAGAGGAAGAAGCAGGACACCUACCAAGAGUCCCUGAGAGAAAAAGUCAUGAUUGAUGAAAUUGUAAGAAAGCUCUAUGAGGAAGACCAAAUGGAAAAACAACAGAAGCUGGAUAAAAUGAGAGAAAUUCAGACAGAUAUUGAAGAAUUUAAAAGAGAACGUGCCACCUGGAGGAGAAGGAAGGAGGAAGAGAUGGAAGAAGAAAACAGGAGAAUUAUGGAGUUUGCCAGCUUUCAGCAACGAAGAGAAGAAGACUGGAUGGCUAAAGUUCGAGAUGCUGAGGAGAAAAAACAAAGACUUCAAAGCAUGAUUGCUCAGAAUCUGGAAAGAGAACAGCAGAAGCGUGAAGAACAGGAACAAAUCCGCCAAGAGCUGUAUCUAGAAGAACAAGCAGAGACAGAAAGGCUGAAGGAGAUGGCAGAAGCUGAAAAGAGACUGAGGCAACGCCUAGACUUAAGGCAAGCAUAUGAAGAGCAAUUUGCUUCAAAGAAGGUAGCGCAACAAGCUCUGCGAGAACAGGAAGAGGCCUUCAGACAACAGAUGUUGGCCAGGUUGGCAGAGGAUGAUCGCAUUGAACAGAUGAAUGCUCAGAAACGAAGAAUGAAAGAGCUCGAACACAGAAAGGCUGUGGAAAAACUUAUUGAAGACCGUCGCCUACAGUUUAUGGCGGAUAAAGAGCGUGAACUUGAAGAAAGACGGUUAGAGGAAAGAAGAGAAGAGAACAUGCUUGCAAUUGUUGAAGAAGAGAGACGGAAAAUCCUGAAAGAGCACGCCUUUAAAUUACUGGGUUAUCUUCCCCGGGGAGUAUUCAAAGACAAAGAUGACAUUAACAUGCUCGGAGAGGAAUUUCGGCUGGCUUACCAGGAGAGAAGAGGUAAUGCUGUUUCAGAAGAGAGCUGAGAUUUCCCCAGUCUUCUCAUUUGCCACUAGGUGUCAGCUCAUUUCUAAUGAAAACUUCCAUUUGCUGCUCACAGGGACAAACUCCUCUUUAAUAUCAUAAAAGGUCUCCAUUUUAAGGCUGGAGUUCUAAACUGAAGGGCAGCUGGUUUUAUUGAGGAGUGCAGUGUUCUUGUGUUUUCCAUCAAUAAACUGUCUGGAUUUCUCAGCUGUUCUCAGUCGGUGAUGCAGCCAUGUUACAAAUGUUUUCUCCAGCAGCUCUGCAGAAACUGAAGCCAGUGUGAAUUCCCAUCACAUGGGUUUUGGUGUGGAAUUUAAGGUUCUCUUAAUGCACUAGGUUCUGCUUUCAAUUUCAAGAUUUAUCUGCACUGGUGUUAUACUAAUAAAAUACUGAUCUAAAGGGAGUUUCUGUCAUCCUAGAGGGGUAGGUCUGAGUUACUUGUCUCACUGUUGGUUCGUGUUACUUUGCUGGUCU